Molecule: messenger RNA, 3775 nt
Organism: Neurospora tetrasperma FGSC 2508
Lineage: Eukaryota; Fungi; Ascomycota; Sordariomycetes; Sordariales; Sordariaceae
Exons: 4
Coding region: 6-3578 (1190 amino acids)
Cellular component (GO): plasma membrane
Molecular function (GO): calcium-activated cation channel activity
Source: RefSeq, a predicted model, not a curated record
CCACGAUGGAGUGGUUGUCCGAGUUUCACACCCACUUGUGGAAAAGGGCAGCGGAAGAAUUGAACAAAAAUAUCAAAUUCAUAAACGAAAGCGAUGACCCCAGAAUCGGCUCUGGCCGCGAUGGCGCAUCCGGCGGCACUCUCUCCCAUUCCUCCGGCGACAAUAAGGACUCAGCGUCAUUGAGCGCCCUCGGUAGCACCUUUGUGCCCGUCCUCGUCUAUGCGGCCAUUUGUCUGCUCAUCUUCUUCACGUUUCGGCGGAUUAGUACAAGGACGUAUGCGCCUAGGACUAUUGCACAGUUGCGCGAACCAGAGCAUCCAGCUCAGACGCUGCCAAAUGGGUGGAUCGACUGGGUUAAGCCAUUUUGGAAGAUUGACGACGAUUAUAUCCUAAACAAUUGCUCAUUGGAUGGGUACUUGUUCCUUAGGUUUUUGAAGAUCUUGUCGGUCAUUUGCUUUGCUGGCUUGGCUAUCUCGUGGCCGAUCUUGCUGCCGAUCAAUGCGACCGGAGGGAAUCUGCAGAGGCAGUUGGAUAAGUUGACGAUGGGCAAUAUCAAGCUGCCGAGCAAGUACUACGCACAUGUGGUUGUCGCUUGGUUGUUUUUUGGUUUUGUUUUGUUUAUGGUCUGCCGAGAAUGCAUCUAUUACAUCAACCUACGCCAGGCAUACCUGCUCUCACCCAACAUGAGCAACCGAUUAUCAGCUAGGACGGUGCUAUUUACGUGUAUCCCGAAGCCGUAUCUGGACGAGGCGAAGCUACGAAAGCUGUUUGGCGACUCAGUGAAGAACAUUUGGAUCCCCAAGAACACCAACUAUCUCCGCGGCCUAGUGGAGGACAGAGACGACGUGGCGGAACGCCUGGAAAAGGCGGAAAUCGAACUCAUCAAAAAGGCAAACACGGUUAGGAUGAAGAACAUCAGGGAAGGAAAGGGCGCGCCACCGUUCGCAGGCGAACCUGCUACCGACGACCCCCAAUCAUCAAAGACAUCAUCCUUCUCCUUGCACCAAUCGAACGAAUCGGCCCAAGAUGGCGACCUAGAGAAAGGGACCAAACCCAAUCCAGUUCGAAUCCGCGAACGACGAACCGAAGCGCCUCCCAUCCCUGUUGACGAAACCGAAACCCCAGGCCUACCCGGUGAAGACCCCGGCGCCCCCAAAAAGUCCCAAGCCGAUGACCUCGGUCCCGAGUACCAACAUCCUUAUGGCUACCCUGCUUCCCUCCCGGACGUCCGCGGCUCCGUAGCUGCCCUUUUUGUCCGCGCCAACGACCGCCCGCACCACAGACCUCUGCACAACUUCGGCCGGCGUGUUGACACCAUCCGCUGGACACGUGCCCGUUUGAAGGUCCUCAACCGCGACAUCUGGAAACUCCGCCGCAAGUUCCGCGCAGGAGACGGCCAUCCCCUUUCCUCCGCCUUUGUCGAAUUCGAUUCCCAAGCCUCCGCCGAAGCCGCCUACCAGAUUUUGUCCCAUCACCAACCGAUGCACAUGUCUCCGCGCUACAUCGGCGUCCGACCCGAACAAGUCAUCUGGUCUUCACUCAGGAUCCGCUGGUGGGAACAGAUCAUGCGGCAGUUCCUUAUGCUCGCCCUCGUCGUGGUCGCCAUCAUCUUCUGGUCCAUCCCCUCCGCCGCCGUCGGUAUCAUCAGCAACAUCGACUUUUUGUCUGAAAAAGUCCCCUUUCUGUUUUGGAUCCCCUUGCUUCCCAAGGUCAUUCUGGGCGUCAUCAAGGGCUUAUUACCCGCUGUGGCGUUGAGUAUGUUGAUGGCUAUUGUCCCCGCCGGACUGAGAGUCUGCGCCAGGGUCGCCGGGUGUCCGUCCCACGCGCUGGUCGAAUUGUAUUGCCAGAGCGCCUACUUUGCGUUUCAGGUGAUUCAGGUGUUUCUUGUAACGACGAUUACAAGCGCGGCAUCGGCGGCAAUUAUAGAUGUCAUUAAGCAGCCAAUGUCAGCGCCGAAUUUGUUGGCGCAGAACUUGCCCAAGGCGAGCAACUUUUACUUGUCGUAUAUCUUGGUGCAGUGUCUGGGUGCGGGCGCAGGCAAGUUGGCGAAUAUGAGUGAUCUUUUGCGGCAUUAUGUGGCGACCAGUUUCAUGGUUGAUCCGAGGAAGGCAUAUCACAGGUGGAGGAAGUUGACGCCAAUUCAUUGGGGGGCGGUGUAUCCGCGGUUCACCAACAUGGGGGUUAUUGCCCUGGCGUAUUCGUGCAUCAGCCCGUUGAUCCUGGUGUUUGCUGGGUUUGGGAUGUUGUUCGUCAGCCUGGUUUACCGGUAUAAUCUCAUCUACAUCCAUGACGACUCGGAGCUGGACACGAAAGGACUGCUCUACCCCCGCGCGCUUCUCCAUCUCAUGGUCGGACUUUACAUCGCCGAGAUCUGUCUCAUCGGGUUGUUUGCGCUCAAAAAAGCCUUUGGCCCUAUGCUCCUCAUGAUCCUCUUCUUCGGCUUCUGCGCCAUCACGCACUACUCCCUCAGCUCAGCUCUCUCCCCUCUCCUCGCCAGCUUACCUCAAACCCUCGCCCUAGAAAAACAGCACGGCCAAAUCGCCGAAGACGGCGACGGCGACGACCACGACAUCAACCCUGUAUCCCAACCCACCCCCUCCGACCCUACAUCCGCGCAGGGCGGCGGCGGUCUAGCAGCCGACUACUACAACGACACCUCCAUGUCAACCCCAGGGGCAGACAUCCCCGCCGAAGUCAUCGGCGGUUCCGCAGCCGACUACUACGCCUCUAACUCCUUCGACUACUCUGACCCCUCCACCGACGACCCCGAGCCUCCCGGUCUCUACGACGACGACUUCGACUCCGACGGUCCCCAAAGCCAGCGCAUGCGCGGCCUAGAAGGAUCCUCCUCCAUCCGGCAUUCCAUCACCGAAUUCGCCAAAACAACCCUAAAAUCCCAACUAACGAACCUCAAAGCCUCCGCAAACGGCACGGGCCCCCCAGGCCGACUAUCACCAUUCACCCGCUUCCUGUAUCGCAUCCACCGCUUCCUUACUCCCGAUCCCACCAUCCGAAACCCGAACUUGAUUCAACGAUGGCUGCACCCUUCUGUGUAUGCGGAUUUCCGGACUCUCGCCAAGAAAGUGGGCAAUGGACCAGGUCCAGAUGGCUGGGAGUUGCCGAAGGGGUACGAGAAUAAGAGGGGGUAUUACCCGCCUGAGAUGUGGAAGCCGGCGCCGCGGUUGUGGAUACCCCGCGACAAUGGGAGGGUGAGUAGGCAGGAGGUGAGGCAUAAUAGGGAUGCGGGGGUUUGGUGUACGGAUGUGGGGUGUUGGUUGGAUGAUGGGGUUGGGGAGGCGCCGUGGGAGGAUGGCAAGGAUAAGAGGGAAAGUACCUCUAGUGAGGAUUCUGAGAAGGGAGUGGAAGGCGAGAGUGUGAAGGGGGCGGAGGCAGAGCCGGAGUCGAAAGAGGGAAAGGCGAUGGAUUUGGAGGAUAGGAAGAAAGUCAACAAAAAGGGGAUAUGGAAGGGGGUAGGAAAGGAGGCAAAGAAGGCCACGGGGAGAGUCAAGCCGGGGCGGGUGAGGGUAAGGUUUAAUGUGGAGGAGGGCCCGAUGGGCGAGGAGAGGUGGCUGUUCUGAUCAUUUGAUGACAUGGAAUACCACUAUGCGAUUAAUGACUUGCAAUAAUGGGAAGGCGGUUUGAUCCUGGAUACCUCUACUACAUAUACCAGCUAUUCAUACCUCAUGAGCUUGGUAAAGGGCGUUAUACUGUUAGCGAUGAGUACCUCUACAUAGGGAUGUUAAUCCGUAAAUAAUGUGAACUUUUUCCUGUGAUC